Aegilops tauschii subsp. strangulata is the source of this 585-nucleotide messenger RNA. NCBI's taxonomy places the organism in Eukaryota, Viridiplantae, Streptophyta, Magnoliopsida, Poales, Poaceae. The record is from RefSeq and is a predicted model, not a curated record.
AUGGAGGUGCUACGAGGCGCCGCCAUCGUGGAGGAGCAUCGUGUCCUUAUGGGCACGGUGGUUGAAAAGGUUCGGUCCGCUGAAAGCGGAUUGACCGAAGCCUGUAGCAACCUGCUAACAGGUUUUAAGGCGUCGCUGUUAGCCGCGAAUUCGCGUACUGCCGAAGUCUCUGAACUGAAGCAGAGGCUGGAGCGAGCCGAGAACGAGCUUGGAGUGGUGAAAAUUCAGCUCCGGGAGAAGCAAGUGCACCGCCGCCGCCAUGCCGCCACGGCCCGGAGCAGCUCGGGCUACCGCGGCGCCCACCUCCACCCCUCCGGCGUGUAUUACGCAGAGAUCCGCUCCGGCGAUACAUGCCUCGGGCUCGGAACAUUCAAGACCACCCAUGAGGCCGCCCGCGCAUACGACGCGGCGGCGUGGCGCCUCAGGUGGCCUCGGUCGCAGAUGAACUUCUCCGACAUGUGGACGCAUGAGCAGACGCAGGAUCUCGCGCCUCCCCGGCGACUAAUCAGCAACGAGGAUCGCCGCCUCCUCAUAGCCGAGGCGGACGAGCACGCCAUGGCGGUGUGGCGCGGGCACUUCCCAUAG